This is a messenger RNA of Acyrthosiphon pisum (pea aphid), 987 nucleotides long. Its product is annotated as zinc finger protein 2 homolog. Gene Ontology annotation, biological process: regulation of transcription by RNA polymerase II. Gene Ontology annotation, molecular function: RNA polymerase II cis-regulatory region sequence-specific DNA binding; DNA-binding transcription repressor activity, RNA polymerase II-specific. Gene Ontology annotation, cellular component: nucleoplasm. The transcript has a single exon. Lineage: Eukaryota; Metazoa; Arthropoda; Insecta; Hemiptera; Aphididae. Bases 1 to 987 code for a protein of 328 amino acids. The record is from RefSeq and is a predicted model, not a curated record.
AUGUGUGGAAAAGAAUUUGUAUCAUUGAAUUCUUUGCAGAGACAUCAGGAUCUCCAUUCCGGAUACAGACCAUACAAAUGUAUUGAAUGUGGCAAGUCAUUUUCAAUGAAUAAAUCUCUUACACAACAUUUAAAAAGGCAUGAAGGUUUAAAACCAUAUCAAUGUACUCUAUGUGACGAAAGUUGUAGCACUUAUUUUGAUUUUAAGUGCCAUAAAAGACUACACAAUGGUGAAAAGCCUUAUAAAUGUGAUAUCUGUGGAGAUCAGUUUACUCAAUUAACUGAUUGGAGAAGACAUAAAAAAACACAUUUUGAAUAUAAAAAUUUUGAAUGCAACGAGUGCCAUAAAAAGUUUGCUAGUAAAACUGGUGUCAAAAAUCAUUUGCAAACACACUUUGAAAAAAUUAAAAAACAUAAAUGCAAAGUUUGUAACAAAAAAUUCUCGCAAAAUACUCAAUUGUAUGCACAUGAAAAAAUUCAUAAAGACUUUAAACCAUAUGUUUGUAACAUAUGUAAAAAGAGUUUUAUUUCUCGUCAGAAUUAUACUAAUCACUUAAAUCAACACACAGGUGCCAGACCAUUCGUUUGUGAUUUAUGCGGAAAAUCAUAUCCAGCAAUUGUAUCUCUGAAUAGGCAUAAAAAAAUCAAUCAUAAAUGUGAUAUUUGUAGUAAACUCUACAGCGACCCCAAAGAACUCAAGGUUCACAAGACUACUCAUGAAGAAUUUAAACUGAGGCAGUAUGCAUGCAAAUUGUGUGACAAAGCAUUUAAAAAUCAACCAGCUUUGGACAAACAUCAAUUAACUCAUCUAGUCGAAAGACCAUUUAAGUGCGACCUUUGUCCUAAGUCUUAUAUAAAUAUUACUGUUCUGGCAAUUCAUAGAAGAAAACACACCGGUGAGAGACCAUAUAAAUGCAAAUUAUGUAAUAAGACAUAUCCCCAAAUAAGUUCACUAACACGACAUGAAGCCAUUGUACACAACAAAUAA